Messenger RNA from Rotaria sp. Silwood1, 630 nucleotides. Lineage: Eukaryota; Metazoa; Rotifera; Eurotatoria; Philodinida; Philodinidae. The record is from the annotation of a GenBank genome assembly.
AUGACUAACAAAGACAAUGAAACUUCGACAGAUACGGUGACAUCUGAAUCAAAAACCAUAGCAUUACAUGAAAAUAAUUCAACAAUGUUGUCUACCGUCCCUUUAAGUAAUUCCACUGGUGAAGAACAAUCUAAACAAAAUACUAAUAAUGAUCAAAAUAAUAUUUUAUUUGAAAAAGAUUCUCAGGAUAAUCAAUUAAUAGAAGUUCAAAAAGAAGAACAACAAUUAGACGAACAACAACAAGAAACAGAAGGUGAAGAUGAUGAAUUUAUUCGAAUAACUGCGGCUCAUCAAAUGUUAACUGAAGCGCAAACAUAUGACGAACAAAAAAAAUAUCCCGCUGCAUUACAUCUUUAUCGUAUAUGUGUUGAUCUUCUUCUUGAAGAAUUAAUGUUUACUGAAGGUACAGAACAAUCACGUGUUUAUUUACGUGAAAAAUGUACAGCUAUUAUGGAUCGUAUUGAUUUACUUAAAACAAUGCUUGAUCCAAUCCCACCAGCAUCAUCACCACCGCCAUUGUCACCACCACCACAGCUUACAGAAACAGAAACAGAAACAACAACGACAACAACAAAUGAAGAAGCAACUAACCCACCUACCGAGGAAUUAAGCUCACUUAAUUUAUCCUAG